Molecule: messenger RNA, 1719 nt
Organism: Motacilla alba alba
Lineage: Eukaryota; Metazoa; Chordata; Aves; Passeriformes; Motacillidae
Gene: GTSF1
Product: gametocyte specific factor 1
Exons: 5
Coding region: 966-1619 (217 amino acids)
Source: RefSeq, a predicted model, not a curated record
UUUUUAGUUAAUUUUUAAUUAUUUUAGGAAUGAAACUUUUAAUUUUUAAUAAAUUCCUAAUUGAUUUUGUGGCUCGUUCCAGGCGUCACCAUGGAGACGGCGCCGCGGCGCCCCCCAGCGGCCCGGAGGACCCGGAAGCAGCGCCCGUUGCCGUGGUAACGGCGACGCUGCCGUAAAGCAGAACCGGCACUGGUGAGACCGGACCGGGACAGAACCAACCCUGCUGGGACCGAACCGGGACAGAACCAACCCUGCUGGGACCGAACCGGGGCCGGUGAGACCGGACCGGGACAGAACCAACCCUGCUGGGACCGAACCGGGGCCGGUGAGACCGGACCGGGACAGAACCAACCCUGCUGGGACCGAACCGGCGCCGGUGAGACCGGACCGGGACAGAACCAACCCUGCUGGGACCGAACCGGGACAGAACCAACCCUGCUGGGACCGAACCGGGGCCGGUGAGACCGGACCGGGACAGAACCAACCCUGCUGGGACCGAACCGGGGCCGGUGAGACCGGACCGGGACAGAACCAACCCUGCUGGGACCGAACCGGCGCCGGUGAGACCGGACCGGGACAGAACCAACCCUGCUGGGACCGAACCGGGACAGAACCAACCCUGCUGGGACCGAACCGGCACCGGUGAGACCGGACCGGGACAGAACCAACCCUGCUGGGACCGAACCGGGACAAAACCAACCCUGCUGGGACCGAACCGGCACCGGUGAGACCGGACCGGGACAGAACCAACCCUGCUGGGACCGAACCGGAGCCGGUGGGACAGAACCGGGACAGAACCGGGACCGAACCGGGACCGCUGGGACCAAACUGCGGCCGGUGAAACCGAACCGGGACCGAACCGUGCCCGGUAGGACAUAACCGGUUCCGAACGGUCCCCGGCGGUACCGAACGGUGCCGGGCGGUACCGAACCGCGGCCGGUCCCGCGGGGCCGCUCGGGGCCCGCAUGGAGCCGGACGCGCUCGUGCAGUGCCCGUACGACCGGAGCCACCAGGUGCGCGUGUCCCGCCUGCCCUACCACCUGGUGCGCUGCCAGCAGAACAACCCGCAGGUGUCGCGCACCUUGGCCACGUGUCCCUUCAACGCGCGCCACCGCGUCCCGCGCGCGCUCCUGCGCGCCCACGUCACCUCGUGCCCCGACAAACUGCCGCUCGAGCUGCCCCCAGGUGUGUCCCCUGCUGUCCCCAGGUGUGCCCAGGUGUGUCCCCUCACCGCUGUCCCCUGUGUCCCCGCAGUCCCCGAGGACACGCUCCAGACAGCCGGGGGACCCCCCCAGGCCUGGCAGCCCCCCCCGUGCCAGGAGGACUGGGACGCAGAGCAGAGCGAGCUGGAGCUGGAGGAGCCGCUCCCGUUCAUCCUCCAGGUCACCAAGGGGGACCUGCCUGUCCCCUGCCACAGCGCCGACCCCGCCGCCCCCCCGGAGGGGCUGCCACUGAGGAAGCCGCGGCCGGCGACAGCAGCGCCACGCUUGGGGACAGCCGGGCCGCGCUCGGGGACAGCCGGGCCCCGCUCGGGGACAGCGCGGCCCCGGCCGGUGUCGGCGGGCGCGGCCCGGGGGGUCCCGGGGGUCCCCCCGGCUGUCAAAUAUUCCCGGAAAUAAAAACCGCUCCGAGAGCCGCCGCUGUCCCCGGGGCGCUGGGCGGCGACAGGCGACGCUGCGGGUGGGGACAGUGCCACCGCCGUGUGGGGAAAUGCGGGGA